This is a messenger RNA of Thermochaetoides thermophila DSM 1495, 1455 nucleotides long. Its product is annotated as MAP kinase kinase-like protein. NCBI's taxonomy places the organism in Eukaryota, Fungi, Ascomycota, Sordariomycetes, Sordariales, Chaetomiaceae. Gene Ontology annotation, biological process: protein phosphorylation. Gene Ontology annotation, molecular function: protein kinase activity; ATP binding. The transcript is spliced from 5 exons. The record is from RefSeq and is a predicted model, not a curated record. The coding region runs from base 1 to 1455 and encodes 484 amino acids.
AUGGCCGACCAAAGACCCGACCCCUUCGCCCCGCGCACCAUGAAGCGGAAGAACGUCAAGGGCCUCGCCCUUAAGACCGCACCAAAAGCUCCGGCCGGCGGCCUCGGGAUGCGGCGUGAAGAGCCCACUCAGCUCGAGAUUGGCAUCGAGUUCAACCUGGACCUCAAGGCCGAGGACCUUGAGGUCAUCAAAGACCUGGGCGCCGGCAAUGGCGGCACCGUCAGCAAAGUUCGGCACAUCCCGACCAACACGGUCAUGGCUCGCAAGAUCAUCCAUGUUGAGGCGAAAAAGGAGAUGCGAAAGCGGAUAGUCCGCGAGCUGCAGAUUAUGCAUGGCUGCCACUCUGAAUACAUUGUUACCUUCUACGGCGCCUUCCUGAACGAAAACAAUGACGUCGUCAUUUCCCUCGACCGCAUCUCUAAGAAGUUUGGGCCGAUUCGGGUCGACGUGCUGGGUAAGAUCGCUGAGGCGACUCUCGGCGGCUUGACCUACCUGUACGCGAAGCAUCACAUUAUGCACCGCGACAUCAAGCCGUCCAACAUCCUGGUCAACUCGCGCGGCCAGAUCAAGCUCUGCGACUUUGGUGUGUCGGGCGAGCUGAUUAACUCCAUUGCCGACACCUUCGUCGGUACCUCCACUUACAUGGCCCCUGAGCGGAUUCAGGGCGAAAAGUACACAGUCAAGUCGGAUGUGUGGAGUUUUGGCCUGACGAUCAUGGAGCUGGCCAUCGGCAAGUUCCCCUUCUCGGCCAGCGAGGAGUUUGCUGAGGAGGACAGCGGGCCGGCCGGUAUUCUGGAUCUUCUGCAGCAGAUCGUGCACGAGCCGGCGCCGAGACUACCCAAGAGUGAUGCUUUCCCUCAGAUUCUGGAGGAUAUGAUUCAGAAGUGCUUGUCCAAGGUCCCGGACGAGCGGCCAACACCGCAGGAGCUCUAUGACCGCGACCCCUUUAUCCAGGCCGCCAAGCGGACACCUGUCAACCUGCAGGAGUGGGCUUGUGGCCUUAUUGAACGCGACAACCGCAAGUCGCAUUUGCAGCCGCAACCGUCGCCAUCGACCCAGGAGCUGCUGCGCUCGAGCGACUCACCCACCUACCAUGGCGAUGCGUCAGGAAGCACACCUACAUACCGUGACCACCGUGACCAUCGUGAUUACCGCGACCAUCGCGAGCACAGGGAACACCGAGAGCACCGCGACCCCAGAGACUACCGGGAGCAGCACAGGGACUACAGGGACUACCGCGACCAUCGCGGUUACGAAGAUCACUACGGAGGUGAUCACAGAGACUACAGGGACUACCACGACGCUCGCGGAGACUACCAUGAUUCCCGGGGCUAUCAUGACGAGCGUGACCCGAGGGAAUAUGUCGACCCGCGCGACCACCGGUAUGCGGUUGACCAGGCAGGGUUGCCGGCGCAGAUGGAUCGGCUUUAUAUUCGGGACUGGGACCACGAGUAG